UUUUCACCUUGUAAUCACUUGUCUACUAUUUCACCAUGUUAGAUCCACCAAAGCCGCGAGAACCGGACGAAGGCGACGUUGGAAAAACGGAAGUGAACAUACCGUUUGUGCCGAAACAGGAAUUGAGUGACGGUGCCCCAGUCACUAAGUAUCAAGUGAUAGUCAUGGAACUUACAGAUGGACAAGAUCAAGGGAAAUCGUCAGAUCCAAAAUAUGCUAAAGUCACCAGAAAAUAUGAAGAUCGAGUGGCAGGGGAACCAUACGUUACGGCUGAAUUUGCAAACAAUAACGAGAAGAGGACAUCAUUUCCUGUUGGAGACGGGAAGUACUACUCUACGGAAGGUGUUACUGACGCCAAAAGGAAGCGCAGAAAAGUCGUGGAAAAGUUUCUCAAUGGCAAGCUCGACGAUGGAGCUAAGUACGUUGCAUUUCAGCGGUCGUUCGACAAAGAGGGUGAUUAUGAGAGUGAAGGAUUCGUUGACUUUGAAACCAACAAGGACCACACAGUUACAAUCGUGGUAGUGGUUGUUCUAAUUGUUAUCAUAACUGCAUGUAUAGCAGUGGGAAUUUUCGUCUAUCGUCGACGACAAAGCAGCCCUCGCAAUGGCGAGGAAGAGAUGGCCCUAAGACCUCAAAAACGUGGAAGAACUCUAUCAAAAAGAAUCCUUGGUCGUGGAUCAGGAGCCUUCGACAACCCCGCCCACAAUCCUGGGGAAGCAGUGCCAGUGGAGGAAUUUGAAGAACACGUGCGACGUUUGCACGCCAAUGGCGAUCUCUU
This is a messenger RNA of Pocillopora verrucosa, 778 nucleotides long. The record is from RefSeq and is a predicted model, not a curated record. NCBI's taxonomy places the organism in Eukaryota, Metazoa, Cnidaria, Anthozoa, Scleractinia, Pocilloporidae.